Messenger RNA from Cinara cedri, 11930 nucleotides. The record is from the annotation of a GenBank genome assembly. Lineage: Eukaryota; Metazoa; Arthropoda; Insecta; Hemiptera; Aphididae.
GAUAAAAGGUUUAUAAUAUAAAAAGAAUCGUGCGUGUUACGAUAUUUUUCUGUGCCUAGAGUUGAAACAGUUGAAAUUUUCCCGCCAAUACUUAUGCGUAGAUAGGCCGGAGUAAUGCCUAUCAAUUGCAAAAUGCUAUAAAUAUUUGUGUGUGGAUAUAAUCUUAUUUUGAAUUAUUCUUUUUCGCAUUGAGUUUAUAUUUGUCGCACACUCGUAUCUACAGAUCAUAUUCAUUAAAUUAUAACAAAAUGUCUAGAAAUGUAGAAAUAAAAGCUCGAGUUAAAGAUCUGGAAUUUGCCAAAGAACGAAUUUUACAUUUGAACUCUGAGCUAUGUAAGGACUCCGACCCAAAGACCACAGUUUUGAAUCAGGAAGACGUGUUUUACAAUUUACCAAACACUAGUACUGGCAAAUUGAAAUUCAGAAAGAUCGAGGUAAGAAUUUAGAACAGCCCAUUGAAUAAUAAUAGUUUUUUUUUUUAUUAGUGCACUGAAUUUAGUAUUGAUGAAAAUCAAUAUUUAGGACCUAUUAUGUGUUUUAUUUAAAUAGCUAGUUACGUGUCUUCAUUAUGUAAUGAUCAGUUCACGUAAAUUUGAAUUUUUUACCUACACAAAAGUGAGACAUUUCAAUAUUAUUAUUCUUAAAAAAAUUAUUAUACAUCUUAAUUUGUGGUUUACAAUUACAUUUACAGUUAACUCUUGACAAAAAAUAAAAACUUUAAUUACUGUAUCUAGUUGUUAGAAUAUAUAAUACAAUAUUCUAACAAAUACCCUGAAAAUAAAAUUAAAAUUGAUAGUUGUAAUUGGUUUUAAUAUUUGAUGUAAGAAAAUUAUAAGGUUUUUUUUUUUUUUGUAAACAGGUAUCACUUGUUAAAAAUCUAAUAGCGAUUAUGUGUACUAACUAAACUACAAUUUAUACAUUUAGAUUGUUUUAUAUCAGUCCUCAUUAUAUUCUUAUAUUUUUUAAUAUAAUAAUAAUUAUUAUUAUAUUUUGAAUAAACUGUAUUGUCUAGUACCUAUAGUUUGAUAAAUUUUAAAUUGUUUGUAUCUAAAAAUUUAUUUUUGCUAAUAAAAAUGUAAAAUCAAUCAUAUUUGAAUCUAGGACAUUUCGUCCCCAGAAAAAAUGUUAGAUGUGGACAAUUCAUCCUUAAUUUAUUAUAAUUUUUCAUAAUUUUAUGCAUGGACAAUUUGUUUCUGGUCAAUUUCUUUUCAGUAUAUUUUUAUAAGAUUGUUUUAAUACAUUUUUUCCUAAUAUAUUUUUUAUCCACUUAUCAUUAACAAUUUUUAAUACUAAACUAAUACAAUUAUUUUUUUUUGGAAUAUAAAAAAUACAAUAUAAUAAUACAGGUAAUAUUUUGUAAUAUGUGUAUAAUAUAUGUAGUUUGAAUUAUAAUUUUAAAAUUUAAAAAAUAAAAUUGAUAGAAUGAAAUAAAAUAAUAAAAAAAUUAAUGUUUAAUAUUAAUACUCAAACCAUGACAAAUAGAUCAAAUUUUUUUCUGUCACUUAUAGGUUUCAUAAAAUUAUUUUAAAUUGUUAUAUUUUAUAAAAAUAUGCUAAAUAAUAUAUUACUAGGAAUGGAUUGUCGUGUACGAAUUAUCCGUUUACUUAUAUAUUUAUUAUAUGUACUACACAGGGUUUUCCUCCAGAGUUAAUUUACUAUGACCGUGAAGAAAGCACCGGACCCAAGUUAAGUACUUAUCAUAAAUGCGAAGUUCCAGAAAACUUGUCAGUUGUACUUACAAAAGCAUUGGGUACAUGGGGCAUAGUUAAAAAAAGUAGAACAUUGAUAAUGGUUGGACAAACGAGAGUACAUUUUGAUAAUGUUGAAGGUCUUGGAUGUUUUGUGGAAUUAGAGGUAUGUUUUUGAAAAUUAUUAUAGUUAUAUUACAUAUAUUAAUUAAUUUGGAUAUGUUUUAUUUUAUUUCAGGUAGUUUUAAAGGAUGAUCAAACAGUUGAAGAAGGCCAAUGCAUUGCAAAGAACAUUAUGUAUUGUAUGGGAAUUGAAGAAAUUGACCUGAUAUCUAUAUCAUAUGUAAAUAUGCUAAAUAAAAAUAAAUCAUAAUUGUUGGAAAUUUGUUUUAAUAUUAAUUAAAAAUAAUAUACAUAAAUAAAAGUAAAAAAUAUUACUAUUAUGCCCAAAAGUCUGAAGAUUUAUCAGUUUUAUUACUAUCAAAUGAAAUUGUUUGAUCACUUUCCUGUUCUUUUUUACUUGUUGAUGAAAUAUCCACAUAGUUUAAAUUAUCAUGUUGUAGAUCUGUUUGUUUUUGUGGUAGAUUGUGUGUAUGCAAGUCAAUAUUAUCAUCAUUUUGUACAUUAUUAUUUUUAUUUAUUUCAGCAUCAGUAAUCAGUUUAGUUUGGAUUUGAUUUUUAAUAUCAUUUACUUCUGUUGAGUUAUUGUUAGUACACUUAUUUAUAACAACUGAUUCAAUUUGUGUUUGGUUUUCUUUUAGUGAUUGAUUAAGUAAAUUAUUGGAUCUAUCCAUAGACAAUUUAAUAUGAUUAUUUUCUCUAUUAUUUGAAGAAGUUAUUAUUGGACUUAUUCUAUGCUCAGGAGAUGUUUUACAUGUAUUGUUCACAUUGGAUGACACUGUUUUUAUUGGGGAAAUAUUGGUUACAUUUGCAUAAUCACAAAAUCUAUAAUUUCUUAAAAUUCCAGGGCUUAAAUCAUUUUCUGAUUGUGAAAGGUUAAUGGAGCGUCUCAUUGAACGAUGGUAACCAAUUUUAUUAGCAAGUUCUUUUAAAUUUAUUUUAUUUCUGUUGCUUUUUAAAAUGUCAAAAUCAGAAUCAUCUGAUAAAUUUGAACGAAUGUCACUAUAUGACUUUUUAUCGACAACUCGAAAUACUCUGUCGGUGUAAUGGUGCGUAUUUGUUUGAAAUUUUUUUUCAGCUUUUGAUGUGUUCAUCUCUAAUAUUUUUAGUCUUGAAUGUGCUUUCUUUAUUAUCUCAUCCUCAGUUUGAUUAUCUGAUUCUAAUACUGUGGUUGAAUGAUCUGUGGUAGUUGAAGAAAUGUUUUGAUUUGUAUAAUAGCUAUUUUUUUUAUUAGGGUCAUCAACAAAGUGAAUUUUUUUUUUUACAUUCCUAUUUUGGUAGUCUGCUAUAGUUGGAAGUAUUUGAUGAGCCUUUUCAAUUUGUUUUGUCAAAUUAGAUGCUCUGUUAGACAGUUCUUCAAUUCUCUGUCGCUGAUGUUUUAUAAAAUCACGUAACUCAUCAUUCUCUCUUUGUAAUUUUUUUACCAUUUCUCUGUCCUAUAAAUAAUUAUUUUUUAAAAAUAAAAACAAAAUUUAAAAUUACGUAAUAAACUAAACAUUUUAUUAAAAAAAUUAAACUAACCAAUGAAGAUUCAAUUAUUUGAAGGUUAUUAUCAAUUUUUUUAGAAUUUGUUUGUUCAAUAUUUUUUAAUUUUUCAAACUCUGCCAGUUUUAAUUUUAUUUCUUGUAAUUGUUUAACCAAAUCAAUAUUUUGUUCUUGCAAAAAUGUAAUUUGAUUAGAUUUAAUUGUUGUUUUGGAUUCGUUCAUAUGCUUUUUUGAUUCUUCGUUGAACCUAUACAAAUUCCGGAAAUUAUAUACAUUUAAAUUUAGAAUGCAAUAUAUAUUGGUAUACAAUUAAAAAUGUUAAAUACUAUGGUAGAAUAAAUAACAAGCUACUUAAACCAUGAAAUUAUAAUAGUUUUGCGCAUGGAGGAAAUAAAAAUGAUAUUAAAACAUUAAUUUACAUUUAAAAUACAUAUAUAAAAAAGAUGGAUAUACUUUAUAAAUAGGUGGGCCAUUAGGUGAGAAGUUGGGAAGGUAGUAGAGGGUAAAUUUAAUAUAUAUCUGCUGCGCCGCCACAUAAAUAAUGCUCCACUUCUCUUUCCCCAACCUAAACUUAAAAUUGGAAUAUCUUGUCAAAGGAUUAAUAGAAAUCAAAAAUUUUAACACCAAAAUUUAAUUAUAAUUGAUACGCCAUCUAUUUAUGGAAUGUAUUUAAUAUAAGUUGCAGUUGAAAAUCAAAAGUAGGUAAUGGUUUUACCUCCAAAAAUAAGGGUGACAAAAAAAUAACAUAAAUGUAAAAUUGUACAGCUGCUUGUUUUUUAAAUGUUUUAUACAUGAAAUUUUUAAAAAAGUCAAUACUUUCUAUUGUAAUGAGAUCAUACAUAGUUUACAUCUUUCUAAAUACUAAUGUUUAUAUCAAUCAAUGCUAAUAAUGACAUUUGUUCAUACUUUAAAAUUUCCAUUUCUUUUAAUCUUAAUGUAUAUUUUAUAUUCUCGAUAUCUUGUGAUUUUUUUUUAUUCUCUUCUUUUGCUUUAUUUAAUUUUUCUUCUGUGGAUUUUAGUUUUUCCUAAAUAUUCAAAAUAGUAAUUAGUAAAAAUAAAUGGUAAGAUAUUUUGCAAAUAAAAAUAUUGGGUUAUGAAAAUUGAAUUUAAAAAAGGCUGUCCUAGGAUAAUGGGAAUGGGUGCAGCCACUGUUGUAGGUGGGAAGUUAAGAAGGUAGGAUAUAGACAGAAAUUUAAUGUAUAUCUAUAAGCAAUGAAAAACGAAAAAACAAUUCUGAGCUGAGUUCGGUUGAUAGUGUUGCUUUGUCAUACAAUGAUAAAAUAAUUAAAUAUGCAUUAAACAUUUUCUUUAAUAAUAUUUGUUUAAUAUUUUCCUGUUCUCCCAGUUUUCCCAUUUAUUAGGAAAACUAGGGAAAAUUAAAAAAUGACCUUUUCUAAAGUACCUCUUUAGUCAGAUUUUCUUUCAGAAAAAGUGCUAUUAUUGUAAAUCGUAGUAAAAUUGCAGGUAGAAAAGUUAUCCAUAGGAAAAGAAAAAUAAACAUUGUAAGACUAAUACAUUCCUCGCUCCACUCAGAAUUUAAAAAUAUAAUAUAUAAUAUAUUUAUUAUAAUGAACUGGUUAAAAUGUAGAUAAAACAAUUACUUAUUAAAAGAAUAGAAAACUGCAGAUUCUUCUUAUAUAUUUAUAACAUCAAGGUCGUUGUGAGGAUCAGAUUAGAAAUAAAGAUAAAGAAAUAUAAAAACUAUUAGCACAUUGAUGGAUAAUACUGUUAAAGCAGUUAUUGUAGUUACAAAAAAAUGUACAAGAGCUAUUUCUGGAAGCUUAAUAGCGAUUUCCUUAAACAAUUAUUAAGUUACGAUUGGAUAUUAAGUUGAUCCGCGAAUACAAUUGCACCAUAAUAAACAUAACUGCAUUUUAUAAUUUAUACAUUUAUAACUGCUAUAACAUCACUGUCCCAUCACAUCCUCAAAACCUGUCAAUGUCCAUAAACGUAUUAAAUAUUGUGCUAGCUAACAGUAUUAUUUAAUUUAUUCAAUAAAUUUAUAAUUAUAAUAGACUUUAAAAUUAUUUUAACCAUUAAUAACUAAUGCUAUAUCAAUAGCUUUACUAUUAUUGAUUUACCUAAUGUAACUAAUUGGGAAAGUUGAUUAUAUAUAUAUGUAUAAUUAAAAAACCCUGGUGUAUUUAAUUUAUAGUAGUCAACUAUAAUUUGCAAAAUACCAAAUUGAUUUAUUUUUUACAUUUUAAAUAUGUAUGAGCUUAUUAAAAAAUAUUAAUUAAAGCUAUGGCAUAAUUAAAAUCAUGUAAAAUUUAAAAUAUGUAUUACUUCAAAAAUGUUAAUUGAUUGAUUUAGUUGUUCUAAGCGUAGUUGCUGUGUGAUAUAGUCCAUCUUUUCUUUUUGAAACAAUAAACCACUCUCACAAAAAUGAAAAUGAGUGGCUGACAUUUGUUCUAAAUCUGCAACUUUUUUUACUAAUUCCAUGUUUUUUUCUUUUAGUUUUUUUAAACAUUCUUUAUACACAGUUAUUGCUGAGGUGUUGUAAUUUUGAUGGUAACUGAAAAAUAAAAAUUAGUAAAGAAAAUAUAUUUUUUCAAAAUUAAUAGUGGUAUUCAUAAUGAAUCAGAAUAAGUUAUUUGUGUGAAUAAAUUUCUAAGUUACUUUUUUAAUAAAUUUUGUAUAGUAUUUUUCUGUGCUUCAUUUAAAUUGAACGAUCUAAGGAUAUCUUCAACACUUGCAAGCCAAUUUUUUAUUCUUUGUUCAUAACUAGUAUCACACUCAACAUUUGAAGCUUUGUUUGAACAAUUUGUAUUGCAUUGAACUUUAUCAUACUCACUGGAGAAAAAUAAUGCAGAUUUGUAUAGAUAAUUUGGUUUUUUGUAUAGUUCACAACGUAAGCUUUCAAUUAAAAUUUUUAAGAUACAAAUGUUGAAAGAAUUAAAAAUAUUAAAAUGUUUAAUAAAAAUUAACUUUUUUUAGAGGUUUAAAUAAUUUAAAAGUACUCAAUAAUUUAUUGACUAAAAACAGAAUUUGAAUGUAUAAUACAGUAAAGUAUAAAACACGUAUUAUACGUAUGUAUAAAACUAUUAGUUGUAUACGUUUUCUACUGUAUACAAUUUUAUUUUUGUGACUGCAUUGAACAGAAAUUAAUAUUUAUAAUAUCAAAAAAUAAAAAUAAUUUAUAAAAAAAUUAUUGAUGCAGGGGUAUGCAGUAACAAAUCUUUUGUUAAUGAUUUUUUUUUUUUUUUUUUGUGGUUAAUUCUUGGGUUAACUUAACCAAUAUAAUUGGUUGUGUAACCAACUUGGUUAAUAUACAAUAUUUUGCCACGGACACUAGAAGAAGUUCUAGUAAUGCUUAUUUAGCUCAUAUGAUUAGCUAUUUAAAUAACCUUAAUUCAAGAAUGGUUCCUGUUGUAAGUGGGUAGUAGGGAAAGGUGGGAUACAUAGUUAUUUAAUUUAUACCUGUUACUAAACAUAAACAAUUGAUAGUGAAAAACAAUUCGGAGCAAAGUUCGGUUAUACAUGCUUUGAAAGGCUGUAAUAUUUACGAUUUUCAUAAAAAUUUGUUUGAAUACAAUUACAAAUAUAUUUAUUCAUAACGGACAUUGAUCCAGAUGGAGAAAUAACUUCUGAUUUGAUUAUUAACCAUAUCGUUUUAAAAGAAAAACAUUAGAACAAUUGUUCAUAUUUGCUAGUUGAGUAACAUCAUGAUUAGGUGCACAAUCCUUUUACAGUCAUAUUAGAUGUUACAUUUUAUCUACGACUAGUUGAGCAAUAACACCUAUCAGAAAUUCAAUCUGUGAUGAUCUGAUGAAAAUAUGUUAUUACCAUUAACUACUAAAUAUCUCUACGAAUUGGGUUUUUUCACACCAACCAAUAUUAAAAAUAACAAUUGUGAACGGUUAUUUGUCGAACAAGAAAUACAAGUAUCAAAUUGAAUUAUUAUGCAAACAUUAAGCACACCUCUCACUCUACUAUUAAUACACAAAUAGUAUUUCUUUUUCAAAUUUUUUUGUCAUUUGUUUAUAAUACUAUUUUAUAUUUGUAUUUUGUAUUUAUUUAUUUUAUUAUACUUAUAUUUUAAUGGUUUUUUACAAUAAAAAAGUUUAAGUUUUCACAUCACAUCUUUUGGAAAGCAUACAGUAUACACACUACAAAUACAUUCAUAUAAAUGUUAUAUUAUUUUUACUACCUACUUCAUAAUUACUUAAGGUAAUAACUUAACACACCUGAGAUUAUUCUUUACUGUUGUAAUAGCUUUAAAUAGACACGCAACCAGUGGAUGAAUUUGAUUGUUUUUGUCAUUAAAAUAGUAUUGACAUGUUAAUUUAGUAACAUCAGAAUUUGGCUGAAAGCCUAAUGUUUCUAAAAUAUCCUGAACAACACUUAAUUUAAAAUUAGGUUUUGUAAUUGGCUUAUUUUGAAUGUUAUUUCCUACAUGGCUCACAUAAGAAGAAAAUUCAUCUAAAUUACCUAAUAAAGGUACCUAAAACAAAUUAUAAACUUAACAAUACUCAUAUUAAAAUUAUAAUAUUAUAAAAGGUCAGGGUUACCACCUAAAAUCUCAAUGAUAUGUAAUAAUUUUUUUUGUUUCACAAAAAGCAUUUUUAGUGACCUUUGAAAUAAAUUUUUGUUAGUUUGUAUACUACUUAAAAAUCAAAAAUGCUCUUACUUAUAAUUAUCUUGUAUGGUAAUACUUUUGAUAGGUACACAUAUCAAAGGAGGGGCAUCUAGCCCUCCCCAUGGAUUUUAAAAUUUCAAACAUAAUUUUAAUAAUUACAAUUUUUUUUAAGUACUUUUUGUUGUUAGAUUUUAUUAUGCCCCUCUCUGAUACAUUUCUUGCGGGCGGCCGUGUAGGUACACAAAAUUAGAUGUAGGAAAAAAUUAAUGAUAAAAUGAAAAUAAGGUUCACGGGAGAACCUUAUUUUUAAUAUAAGUGAGUAUAGUAAUGUUUUCGGUUUAUAAAAAUAGCCUAGAUAUCACACGUGCAUGCUUAUCUUUAUUUUUUUACUAUAAAUAUAACUGGUUUUUAGUUUAUUACCUAAUUCUAUAUUAACAAUAAUUUUCAGUACUUGUCAGUACGUGUUUUUUUUGUCGGUUUAUCAUGUGUGUAACAAAAUGUUUACAGUUGAAUUGUUUGGAAUUAUUUAAUUCGGAAAAUCAGUUUUAGAUGACUAUGGAAAUCAUCGCAAAAUAAUAAAACUAAUUCAUGUUAUAAGUAACAUGUUGAUACUAAGAUGUACAUUAGAAAAACAAUUGGUCACAGGUGAAAUUGAUAAAUCAGCACUAUAAGAUAUCAGUCAUAUCAAUGAUACAAAACACAAAUAAAUUUCUUACAUAUUGACCUUAAUGCAUGAUCCAACUCAAAACUCAGUUUGGGACAAAUAGGUACUAGAACUUAUUUGUUAAUGGUCACAAGAUUUACCCAUUACAACUGUUUACUAUCUAAGGGUUGUUUAAUAAAUUUAUAAAGAAACUUUAAUUCUGAUAAUCAAAAACAAAUUUUUUUAAAGAUAAAUAAUGUUUUGUUUAGGUACAUUUUUUUUCAUUAUUAACAGUUGUCGAUAAUAAUUCAAUAAAAAAAAAAAAAAAAAUUAUGGGUCACAUAUUUAAAAUGUGGGGAGAUACCAUAGGCCAGUAGAUUAAAUACUAAAUUAAUACCAAAUAAACAAAUAAAAUAUAUAACUAUUGUAGACCUGAUAAUUUUAAAAAUCUUGAUACUUGUGAAUUAUUUUAAAGAGUACAGAACAUAUUAAGUCUCCACACAUUAAGGCAUGACCCGGGACAGAUUGACUAAAAAAUACUCUCCCUUGAAAAACAAGAUAGGUGGUAACCCUAUUAAAGGGUAAAAUAAUACCUCAGUAGUGAAUACAGAAAGUGUGAAUAAAUUUUCUCGGUUCAAUAAAAAAUCAGCAACUAACAAGUUGAAAGCUUGAACUUUAGGAGAAGAGGAAUUAAUUGUACUGUUUGCAUUCAAAAAUGGACCAUCUUUCAAAGCUUUGAUCAAUUGUUCUCUGAUAUGUGCUCGUGUAUUGUUCAUUAGACCUUUUUCUUCAAACCUGUAGAAGAAAAUAGAAGCCUUAAAACAAAUUCAUUUGGUUUAGACAUGUUUAGUAUAAAAACUAUUUACCACGCAUAAAACUUAUUUUGAAUGUUUGAAUUUUCACUGUUUCUAUCUCCGGUCUUGUGGGAGUUUAACAAACUGUUGUUUGGUUCAUCAAAAUCCAUUUUAUAGUGAAUAAAAACCAAAGUAUAAAAAUUAAUACACUAUCAUCAAUAACGUAUUUGGAUUGAGAAAAUAAUAUUUUAUAUUUUAAUUUUGAAUGAGUAGAUCAUUUUGAAUAAAUCAAAAUGAUCUAUUAUUUAAUUCAAAUUAUUAAAAUUUAAUUUUUAAAUAUGCAAUGCUUUAAACUUUUUGCCUUUUGGUAACGAGCUAUUUAGAAUAGAUCUUUUGUUGACAAACAAAACGUAAACCGUUUAUAAAGGAAAUACUAAACCAUUCAACUUUGUAUGAUAACAUCAAUAAUAUUAUUAUCCAUAAUGUUAUCAUAUAGAGUUCAAUGUACUAUACACACUGAGAGAGAUGAAAAUAAAUUUUAUUAUACAACUACUGUACAAGGAGUAUUAAUCGAGUUGCUACAACUGCUACGAAAGUCAACUACUGCUACUGUCAUAUACUACAUCGAACAUAUGAAUCCGAAUCACGAUUAAAAUAUAAAAUAUUUUAUAUAUCUAUGAUUUUAAUAUCUUUAAUCGUGAUCUAAAUAUGCUCUACCAAAAACAUUCGUUACGAAUGUAUAUUACUCUGAAAUUAAAUUUAAAAAUUUGAUUAAUUUGAUAAAAAAAAUUGCUACGAAAGGCAAUAAUUCCGAAUUGAUUUAACUAUCUUUAGUAACGUAACGUGUCCUCACUAUGGUGAAUCUUUAUAUCACGAAUUUAGACAUAGGAUACUCAAUAAGCAAUUAUCAAUUGUUUUACGAUACUUCUUCCUUUUUGACCACGAAUUAAGAUAUACAAGAUACCGAACGAGCGUGUAAAGAGUGAAGCUCGAACCUUCUCACUUUUGACAAGGCCACUAACACCAUCUAGUGUACUCUUUACAAACUAUAUCAAUAUUUUAUAUAGAAUAGUGUAAGGGUUAGGGUUAAAUAUAUAGUUUAAUCACCGAGAACUGUACAACUGGCCCUAAGACCAUGAUAGAAUAAAUAUACAAUUUAUUACACACCUUACUCCUCCAGUUUAAAUUUUAAACGGGUUUUAGUUGGUUUUUAUACCAAUUUUGUCUUAAAGCGCUAACUGUCUAGCCAAACAGUGAGAACCAGGCGGACUCAGAAAAACAUUGAUAAGACAUUUCCGUUCGGUAUCAUGUAUACCUUUAUUCGUGUUCUUGACAGAUAAUCUGUGUGUUCCUCAUUAAAAUAUUUUACUCAACGGAUUGAUAGUUGAGUAAAACUGUUUUUAUUAAACUUGUUAUCAUAAGUCUGCAUUAUCAACAUAUUAUCAGAGAGCCGAUAAAAUAAUAAUGUUAACCAUGGUCUUAAAUGAAUAGGUCCGACGACUGUCACCUUCCUGCUUAUAGAUCGACGUCCGCUUACUGAGUCAGAUUUAGUUCACAAUUUGCUCACGAGCGCUGCCGGUUAUACUUAUUGAUGUUAUGUAAUUAUAUUACGAUAUCAAUAUAUAUUAUAUCCAUUAAAUUAAACAUAUGAAUAUCCAUGAUUAUAUCACAUUAUUGUACAUGACUUCAUCAACACGAAAAUGUUUUUCAAAAAUUAGUAUUUAGUAAUUACAUUAUUAUCAUAUAAAUUAUCGACCUUCAGGGACUUUAACCAUUAAUUUUUAAUGACAUCAUUUUCAGGAAUAUAAAAAACUGAGUUUUUUAAUUUUAUUGCAUCCAAAUUAACACAUUGUAUUUUUGGGCAUAUUUUAAAGAAAAUUACAAGUACUUAGAAUAUAAUUAAGGAUAAAAUAAUAAUUAGCAAGAUGUAGUAUUAUCUAUAACAGUAGUGAAUAACAAUAUUAUGUUGGUAAUCGGUCAAAAUAUCCAAAUAAAUCCGUUUUUACGAAAAUUAGUAUAUUACACUUUACUUUCUAAUAAAAUUAGCUCAAAUAUCAAAAUAAUUAAUUAGCUCGUAAAAUUGAUAAAAUAAAUCGCGUUUGUAGCAAUAACGUCACGAAAUAUACUGCACAAACAUUAGUCAAAUAGUCAAAUAAUUUUUAAAAUAAUUUUCGAGCAUUUUGACCGAACGAAUAUAAUUCUAUAAAUAAAAAAUAUUUUUAAUAAAAUUGAAAAGGAUCUAGGAACCAUUAGUGACACGCAUAAAAAAAAAAAAAACAUGAAAAAUAUCUUCUAAUUUUUCACCAUCUAUUUGGAAUGUAAGAGACGCAACAUUAAACAACGGAGGUCGGACUAACAAUGUAUGGGAGGGAUGGAAUAAUCAGUUUUCAAACCAAGUAAAUAUUUAUUAUUAGGUAUUAAAAUUCAAUAAUUCAAUAUUGAUUUAGGUGAAUUACAAGCAUCCAACAAUUUGGACAUUGACCACUAAGAUGCGGUACGAAAAUGUAGCAGACGAAACUAAAGUCGCAUAGCGUCAACUGGGUAACCAUUGGACCACCACCGAAAAAUAAAAUAAAAGAUACCUUAAAACAUCUUUGUGAAGAAUACAGUAGGGACAGUAG